Taeniopygia guttata (zebra finch) is the source of this 1664-nucleotide messenger RNA. RefSeq names its product cytochrome P450 family 20 subfamily A member 1 (gene CYP20A1). Gene Ontology annotation, cellular component: membrane. Gene Ontology annotation, molecular function: oxidoreductase activity, acting on paired donors, with incorporation or reduction of molecular oxygen; monooxygenase activity; heme binding. The record is from RefSeq and is a predicted model, not a curated record. Lineage: Eukaryota; Metazoa; Chordata; Aves; Passeriformes; Estrildidae.
CCCUUCCUGCCCCGCCGGCGGCCUCGGGGUGGGGCCGAGCCGCCGCCGCUCCGCCGCCCCGGCCUGGCCAUGCUGGACUUCGCCAUCUUCGCCGUCACUUUCCUGCUCAUCCUCGUGGGCGCCGUGCUCUACCUGUACCCGGCAUCUAGGCAAGCAUCAGGUAUCCCUGGGCUGGCUCCAACUGAUGAAAAGGAUGGCAAUCUGCCAGAUAUCAUUGUCAGCAGCAGUUUACAUGAGUUUCUUGUGAACCUUCAUGAGAAAUAUGGGCCAGUGGUCUCCUUCUGGUUUGGAAGGCGUCUUGUUGUCAGCCUCGGCUCCAUCGAUCUCCUGAAACAACAUGUUAACCCCAACCGGUUGUUGGAUCCCUUUGAGACAAUGCUGAAAUCCCUCUUGAGGUACCAGUCCAGCCUGAAUGGGGAUACAGGAGAGAGCCACAUGAGGAGAAAACUGUAUGAGAAUGGUGUGACCAAGUCCUGGCAAAGUAAUGUUGCUCUCAUCCAGAAGCUGUCAGAAGAGCUGCUGGCCAAAUGGUUGUCUCUCCCCGAGGCACAACAUGUGCCACUCUGCCAGCACAUGCUGGGCUUUGCCAUGAAGUCUGUCACGCAGACAGCCAUGGGCAGCAGCUUUGAAGAUGACCGGGAAGUCAUCCGAUUCCGCAGGCACCAUGAUGCAAUCUGGUCAGAGAUUGGAAAAGGUUUCUUGGAUGGAUCUCUUGACAAAAACAUGACUAGGAAGAAGCACUAUGAAGAUGCUCUGGUGGAGAUGGAAUCCAUCUUAAGGAAGGUUACGAAGGAGCGCCGAGGCAGAUCAUUCAACAGGCAUGUCUUUAUAGACACCUUGCUGCAGGGGAACCUGAGUGACCAGCAGAUUCUGGAAGAUACAAUGAUUUUCUCUUUGGCAGGAUGUGUAAUCACCGCUAACUUGUGCACCUGGGCGGUCUAUUUCCUCACAACCUCAGAAGAUGUUCAGCAGAAUCUCUACAGGGAGAUGGACCGUGUUCUGGGGAAGGGACCAAUCACACAUGAGAAAGUGGAACAGCUCAGGUAUUGUCGGCAAGUCCUGUGUGAGACAGUGCGGACAGCAAAGCUCACUCCCAUUGCUGCACAGCUGCAGGAGCUCGAGGGCAGAGUCGACCAACACACUAUCCCCAAAGAGACACUUGUGCUUUAUGCUCUUGGUGUGAUUCUGCAGGACAGCUCAUCUUGGCCAUCACCAUACAAGUUUGACCCAGACAGAUUCAAUGAGGAAUUAGCCAUGAAAAACCUCUCCUUGUUGGGUUUCUCAGGAAGCCAGGAGUGCCCAGAGUUGAGGUUUGCCUACAUGGUGGCCACAGUUCUGCUGAGUGUCCUGGUAAGGAAGCUGUAUCUCCACCCAGUGAAAGGACAAGUCAUGGAGGCAAAAUAUGAACUGGUAACCUCACCAAAGGAGGAAGCCUGGAUAACAGUGUCUAAGAGAAGCUAAGAGCAAGUAAAACAAGGGGUUAAAAGUGCCAGCUGUGAAGCUCUGACCAAGGGUCUUAAGGAGAAUCAUACUGGCACCAUGUUUACCCAGCCAAGGAAUUUUAUAUCCAGAUUUUUUUACCUUGCAUAUUCUUAACCUCAUGCCUAUCUUGGGUAUUUUCUCUAAUUCAACCAGUAAUCAUAUUAAAGUAGAUUUAAUCUUUA